Penicillium canescens is the source of this 369-nucleotide messenger RNA. RefSeq lists its product as uncharacterized. The record is from RefSeq and is a predicted model, not a curated record. Bases 1 to 369 code for a protein of 122 amino acids. NCBI's taxonomy places the organism in Eukaryota, Fungi, Ascomycota, Eurotiomycetes, Eurotiales, Aspergillaceae. Gene Ontology annotation, cellular component: membrane. The transcript has 2 exons.
AUGCCGAUUCAUGCUCAGUGCAUGAAGCUUGACGACCACCCGCCGUUGAAGGUCGCGUUUGGCGUAUUUUCUCCAGUAUCACGGCUUACUCCUGUCGCUGUUCUACUCGUUUAUCUCGUUGGCGUUCCAGAUACGCUGUCAGCCAACAAUCUCAAUGCCUACGGCCACGGUCCGUCCGUAGUCUUCUGGAUGCUUAACUGGGUCGGCAUGGCAUCGCUCGGGUUCCCAUGCAUGAAUAUGGCGAUGAUUCUAGAAUUCCCAUGGAGCUCGCUUUUCUUGACCUUCUGGGUUAUCACCAACAUCGCCACUGGUUCUGUGCUAUCGAUGUCGCCAAUGGUUUCUAUAGAUGGGGGAUCGAAAGAGAUAUGA